AUGUUGAUAAGGUGUUCGGCGGCACUAUGUGUCGUCGUUUUCCUGCUUGGUGCACAAGCCAGCACAGAGGGAAACCUCUUCACGUGUCCAAAUGGAUGGGAGUUGAAAGGCUUACAUUGUUACAAAUUCUUCAACAUCAGGCAUUCAUGGGAGAAAGCGGCAGAACUAUGUCGAAGGUACGGCAGCGAACUUAUGGUUGUAGAUAGCUAUUCAGAAAACAACAUGACUGCCAGCAUGGUGCCAGCCAGUCCCAGUAACAACCACUACUGGCUCGGACUCGCGACGGUCGACGACUUAAGAACGAACACACUCGAAUCAGCUGCUGGUGCUCUGGUAUCGCAGUACGCAGGUUUUUGGGACCUACGACAGCCAAACCCCAAACAAGGAGAAUGUGUCGACGUCCACGUCUCAUCCGACAGCCAGUCGUGGGAAUUAACGACCUGCGAAACUCUGCUUCCAUUCAUGUGCCGUGCUACUGCCUGCCCUGCCGGAACCUUCCAUUGUUCUAAUGGAAAAUGUAUAAACGCAGCCUUCAAAUGCGACAAGCAAGACGAUUGUGGUGAUGCUUCCGACGAAAUGGACUGUGCUUCCGAAUGUCACUUCUACAUGGCCAGCAGCGGAGAUGUAGUCGAGAGUCCCAACUAUCCACACAAAUAUCCUCCCUUCAGUGAAUGCAAAUGGACUCUCGAAGGGCCACAGGGUCAAAAUAUCGUUCUACAGUUCCAAGAUUUUGAAACUGAAAAGUCUUUCGACACUGUUCAAAUUCUGGUGGGCGGCAGAACCGAAGAUAAAUCUGUUAAUUUAGCGACACUUUCCGGCAAACAGGAUUUAUCUAACAAAAUUUUCGUAUCCGCAUCGAACUUUAUGAUAAUUAAAUUCAGUACAGAUGGGUCAGUAGAAAGGAAAGGUUUCCGUGCUGCUUGGAAAACGGAAUCUUCUAACUGUGGUGGCAUGCUUAGAGCGACACCUCAGGGUCAAGUAUUAACAUCGCCUGGUUAUCCAAACGGUUAUCCUGGUGGCUUAGAAUGUGUAUACGUCAUCGAAGCUCAACCAGGUAGAAUAGUCUCAUUAGAGGUUGAAGAUUUAGAACUGGGUAUGAACCGUGAUUACAUCGUUAUUAAGGACGGUAACACUCCAUCCAGCCCCGUCUUAGCAAGGUUAACUGGACCAGGCGAAGAAAAUCAAAAGGUUGUUAUAUCGACGACAAAUCAUCUGUACAUGUACUUCCGAACGAGUCUUGGUGAUUCUAAAAAAGGAUUUAACAUGAGAUAUUCUCAAGGUUGCCGAGCAACUAUUAUAGCAGCGAAUGGUACUGUUACAUCGCCUGCUUACGGUCUUGCAAGUUACCCGAAUAACCAAGAAUGCUUAUAUAGAAUAAAGAACCCUAACGGUGGCCCACUGUCAUUGAAAUUCGACGAAUUUAACAUUCAUCCAUCUGACAUAGUGCAAGUUUUCGACGGAGCUAGCACAAGUGGUUUAAGAUUACAUUCCGACAAUGGAUUCAUCGUAAAACCAAGAAUAACACUGACUGCUUCCAGUGGCGAAAUGUUGAUACGAUUUAUGUCUGAUGCUUUGCAUAAUGGAAUAGGUUGGAAGGCGACGUUCUCGGCAGAUUGCCCCACUCUUAAAUCCGGAAUUGGUGCUUUAGCGUCAAACAGAGAUACCGCCUUUGGUACAGUUAUAACAUUCUCAUGUCCGAUUGGACAAGAAUUCGCCACAGGGAAAUCUCGUAUCACAACAAAAUGUUUAGACGGAGGAAAAUGGUCAACUACUUACAUUCCUAGCUGUCAAGAGGUAUACUGCGGUCCAGUCCCACAAAUCGAUAAUGGAUUUUCAAUUGGCUCUACAAACGUGACUUAUCGAGGUGUUGCAACUUACCAAUGUUAUGCUGGAUUUGCUUUCCCAACUGGACAGCCUAUCGAAAGAAUCUCGUGCUUAUCUGAUGGACGAUGGGAGAGAACACCAACUUGUUUGGCAUCACAAUGUGUAGCCUUGCCGGAUGUCCCUCACGCCAAUGUGACGAUCUUGAAUGGCGGAGGUCGCAGCUACGGUACAAUUGUUCGCUACGAGUGUGAACCCGGCUACGUAAGAUCUGGACAGCCAGUGCUAUUGUGUAUGAGUAACGGAACAUGGUCAGGAGAUGUGCCAACUUGUUCCAAGGCAUUGUGCCCCAAGUUCCCUGAAAUUAAGAACGGGUUCAUCGUUGACCAAACCAGGAUUUACAUGUUUGGUGACGAAGCGCGUGUUCAAUGUUUCAAAGGAUACAAACUGAAUGGUCCUAGCGUACUCAGGUGUGGACCCAACCAAGAAUUCGAUAACCCUCCAACUUGUGAAGACAUCAAUGAAUGUAUCAGCAGCCAAUGUGACUCAGCGUCAACUGAAUGUAAAAACAGCCAGGGUGGUUUCUUCUGCCCCUGCAGACCUGGCUUCACACCAAACUUGGACUGCAGACCUGUUGGCGAUUUAGGACUGAUCAAUGGAGCUAUUCCUGAUGAGUCCAUCACCACUUCUACACCAGAACCUGGAUAUGCUAAAGGAAUGGUACGAUUAUUGGGCAACGGAGGUGGAUGGUGUGGUAACAACCUAGAGGCCGGAGCCAACUGGAUCCUUAUUGAUUUGAGAGCACCAACGAUCAUCCGUGGAUUCAGGACUAUGAGCGUUAUGCGCGCCGAUGGCAACAUAGCUUUCACUUCUGCAAUCAGGAUUCAGUACACUAACGAUUUGACCGAUGUCUUCAAAGACUACACUAACCCUGAUGGCACUGCUGUAGAGUUCCGUAUUCUUGAACCUACUUUAUCUGUCCUUAACCUGCCAGUACCUAUUGAAGCCCAGUAUGUCAAGUUUAAGAUCCAAGACUACGUUGGUGCACCAUGUUUGAAGAUUGAGAUCAUGGGAUGCGCUAGAUUAGACUGCACUGACAUCAACGAAUGUAGCGAAAACAAUGGAGGAUGUGACCAGAAAUGUAUAAACACACCUGGAAACUUCUCUUGUGCUUGCAACAUUGGUUACGAACUCUAUUCCGCCAACGGUACAGCUGGUUACACCAUUGAAAAAUCGGAAACUGGUGAGAGAGAUGGUGACACUUACCAAAGGAACAAAUCUUGCGUACCAGUCAUGUGCCCACCUCUUAGUUCACCAGAAAACGGGAAAUUGCUGUCCACAAAGGAUGCUUAUCACUUUGGCGAUAUUGUCCAAUUCCAAUGUGAUUUUGGAUUUGUAAUGUCUGGAUUUUCUUCACUUCUUUGUACCUCCAGUGGAACCUGGAACGGAACUGCACCUGAAUGUCAAUAUGCCCGUUGUGUAACAUUAUCUGACGACAAAAACGACGGACUAAAGGUGAUCAGAGAUGAUCCUGAUAGUGUACUAGUUCCAUACAGGGAUAACGUUACAAUUACAUGCACCUCACCUGGAAGACAACUCAGGAACACUGUCACAUCAUCAUUCAGACAGUGCGUGUAUGACCCUAAACCUGGCCUACCCGAUUACUGGUUCUCUGGAGCUCAACCACAAUGUCCCAGAAAGGACUGCGGUAUCCCAAUGCCUACGCCAGGAGCUGAAUAUGGCCAGUACCUUGACACCAAGUAUCAGAGUUCCUUCUUCUUUGGAUGCCAGAACACUUUCAAACUUGCUGGACAAACAAGCAAACACGACAAUGUAGUCAGAUGUCAAGCUAAUGGCAUUUGGGACUUCGGAGAUUUGAGAUGUGAAGGACCAGUUUGCGAAGAUCCAGGCAGACCUGCCGAUGGUUACCAAAUUGCAAGAAGCUACGAACAAGGCUCCGAAGUUCUGUUUGGUUGUUCGAGACCAGGCUACAUUUUGAUUAACCCGAGACCUAUUACCUGUAUACGCGAACCUGAAUGCAAGGUCAUCAGGCCUCUUGGUUUGGCAUCUGGAAGAAUUCCUGACUCAGCUAUCAACGCGACAUCAGAAAGGCCUAAUUACGAAGCAAGAAACAUCAGGCUUAAUUCAGUAACCGGUUGGUGUGGCAAACAAGAAGCUUUCACAUACGUAAGCGUUGACUUAGGCAAAGUAUAUAGAGUGAAGGCUAUCCUGGUGAAGGGUGUCGUUACAUCUGACAUUGUAGGCAGACCAACAGAAAUCAGAUUCUUCUACAAACAAGCUGAAAAUGAGAACUAUGUUGUUUAUUUCCCUAACUUCAACUUAACCAUGAGAGAUCCUGGAAACUACGGUGAACUGGCUAUGAUUACCUUGCCCAAGUUUGUUCAAGCUAGAUUCGUUAUUUUGGGUAUAGUCAGUUUCAUGGAUAAUGCUUGUCUAAAAUUCGAGUUGAUGGGUUGUGAUGAGCCUGCUGUAGAUCCCCUCUUGGGUUACGAUUACGGAUACUCUCCUUGUGUUGACAACGAGCCACCAGUUUUCCAGAACUGUCCGCAACAACCUAUCGUAGUACAAACUGACGUCAACGGUGGUCUGUUACCAGUCAACUUUACUGAGCCUACAGCAACUGACAACUCUGGUGCUAUAGCUAGAUUAGAAGUAACACCUCAGCACUUCAGAACUCCUAUCCAAGUAUUCCACAAUAUGGUUGUACGAUACGUAGCUUUCGACUUUGAUGGAAAUGUUGCUAUCUGUGAGGUGAACAUCACAGUCCCCGAUUACACUCCUCCCAAACUCAGCUGUCCACAAAGUUACGUUAUAGAACUAGUUGACAAACAAGACAGUUACGCUGUCAAUUUCAAUGAAACCAGGAGAAGAAUAAACGCAACAGAUGCUUCCGGCGAGGUUUUCCUUAAAUUCAUACCGGAAAGAGCUGUCAUCCCCAUACGCGGCUAUGAAAAUGUAACGGUUAUCGCCUCCGACAAAUACGGAAACAGAGCUCAGUGCAAUUUCCAAGUAUCUGUCCAAGCCACACCUUGUGUAGACUGGGAACUUAUGCCGCCUGCACAUGGUGCCAUGAACUGUCUACCUGGAGACAGGGGAAUCCAAUGUAUUGCCACAUGUAGUCCUGGCUUCAGAUUUACCGAUGGAGAACCAGUUAAGACGUUUGUGUGCGAAAACAAACGCCAAUGGGUGCCCACAUCAGUGGUGCCCGACUGUGUUUCUGAAAAUACCCAACAAGCUGCCUACCACGUCGUUUCUACUGUUCAAUACCGCGCUCUCGGAGCUGUUUCCAAUGCCUGCUUACCGAAAUACAAGGACUUGGUUGCUCAAUACGACAAUGUUCUAAACGACCGACUAACGCAACGUUGUUCAGCCGUCAACGUAAAUAUUAACGUAACAUUCGUCAACGUGAUCCCAACGCUGCUCGAUGAAAAUGUUGUGAAAAUGGACUUCGUAUUGGCGAUUAUUCCCGCUGUUCGACAAACUCAGCUCUACGACCUCUGUGGUUCGACUUUGAACCUUAUAUUUGAUUUAUCCGUGCCAUACGCUAGUGCUCUUAUUGAACCGGUACUGAAUGUAUCGUCUAUUGGCAACCAAUGUCCGCCAUUGAGAGCGAUCAGAAGUUCCAUUACUAAAGGAUUCACCUGUAGCGUUGGCGAAGUAUUGAACAUGGACACGAAUGACGUUCCAAGAUGCUUACACUGCCCAGCUGGAACUUUUGCAGAAGAGAAACAAAAGACCUGUACAAUGUGCCCUCGAGGAUUCUUCCAAAACCAAGCUCGUCAAGGAUCAUGUCUGAAGUGUCCUCAAGGAACAUUCACAAGGGAAGAAGGUUCCAAAGACAUUAAUGACUGCAUCCCAGUUUGUGGUUAUGGUACAUACUCACCAACUGGAUUGGUUCCUUGCUUGGAGUGUCCUAGAAACAGCUACACUGGGGAACCUCCACUCGGUGGAUUUAAGGACUGUCAAGCUUGUCCAGUGAACACCUACACAUACCAACCCGCUGCUCCCGGUAGAGAUAGGUGCAGAGCUAAGUGUGCACCAGGAACUUACUCCCCAACUGGAUUAGCUCCGUGCUCUCAGUGUCCACGAAACUUCUACCAAAACCUCAUUGGACAAACCUUGUGCAUGGAAUGCCCGACAAACAUGAAGACUGUAGGAACGGGUGCAACAGGCUUAGAAGAAUGUCUACCGGUAGAAUGCUCAAACAGCGCAUGUCAACAUGGCGGAUUAUGUGUACCUAAAGGACAUGGAGUGCAAUGUUACUGUCCGGCUGGAUUCUCAGGACGCAGAUGUGAAAUUGACAUCGACGAGUGCGCAAGUCAACCUUGUUAUAACGGCGGUACUUGUACAGACCUGCCACAAGGAUACCGCUGCGCAUGUCCUACAGGAUAUGGAGGUAUCAACUGUCAAGAAGAAAGGUCCGAGUGCAGAAAUGACACCUGUCCUGAGAGGGCUAUGUGCAAAGAUGAGCCUGGAUUCAAUAACUACACUUGUUUAUGUAGAUCAGGAUACACGGGCGUUGAUUGUGACAUCACGAUUGAUCCUUGUUCGGCUAAUGGAAACCCUUGCACAAACGGUGCCAAUUGUAUUGCACUUCAACAAGGCAGAUACAAGUGCGAAUGUCUGCCAGGUUGGGAGGGCCAACUUUGCGAAAUCAACACUGACGACUGUAUUGAAAAGCCUUGUCUCCUUGGCGCUCCUUGUACAGACUUAGUUAAUGACUUUAGUUGCGGUUGCCCACCAGGCUUUACAGGCAAACGUUGCCAAGAGAAAAUAGAUCUGUGCUCGAAUGAACCAUGCAAACACGGAAUAUGUGUUGAUAAACUCUUCGUCCAUCAAUGUAUUUGCGACCCAGGUUGGUCUGGCCCUUCAUGUGACAUCAACAUCAACGAAUGUGUAAUUUCACCAUGUGAAAAUGGAGGGCAAUGUAUUGAUGGCAUUGAUGACUUCAACUGUAUUUGCGAAGCUGGAUACACAGGCAAGAGAUGUCAACACACAAUCGAUGACUGCUCGUCCAACCCAUGCCAAAAUGGUGCAUCAUGCGUCGAUCAAAUUGACGGAUUUAUUUGCAAAUGCCGUCCAGGAUACAUUGGGCUUCAAUGUGAAACAGCUAUUGAUGAAUGUCUUAAUGAGCCUUGCAAUGCCGUGGGUACUGAGAAGUGUAUUGACCUUGACAACAAAUACCAAUGUGUCUGUCGUGAAGGAUUCACGGGAGAGACAUGUGAAACGAACAUUGAUGACUGUGCUUCGGACCCAUGUUUCAACGGUGGAUCAUGCAAAGACGAUAUUGGUGACUUCAAGUGUGCUUGCCCACCGGGAUGGACUGGAAAACGUUGCGAGAAAGACAUUGGCAACUGUAUGAACAUGCCUUGUCAAAACCAUGCAAAAUGUAUCGAUCUCUUCCAAGACUUUUUCUGCGUAUGCCCAAGUGGUACAGAUGGCAAACAAUGUGAAACUGCUCCUGAAAGAUGCAUCGGCAGCCCUUGCAUGCACGGAGGAAAAUGCCAGGACUUCGGUUCUGGGCUCAACUGCACAUGUUCUCAAGACUACACUGGAAUUGGUUGCCAAUACGAGUUCGACGCAUGUGAAGCUGGUCUCUGUCAGAACGGUGCUACUUGCGUCGACGACGGAGAAGGUUAUAGCUGCAUUUGUGCACCAGGCUUCCAAGGAAAGAACUGUGAUGAAGACAUCGUUGACUGCAAGGAGAACUCUUGCCCUCCAUCAGCUACCUGCAUCGAUUUACCAGGCCGUUUCUACUGCCAAUGUCCUUUCAACCUUACUGGUGACGAUUGCAGAAAAACAAUAAGUGUAGAUUACGACCUCUACUUCAGCGACCCAAUGCGUUCGAGUGCGGCUCAAGUGGUGCCAUUCGAUACAGGAUCGACUGAUAGUCUGACAAUAGCGAUGUGGGUCCAAUACACACAACAAGACGAAGGCGGAGUAUUCUUUACAGCCUACAGCGUUAGCAACUCCCACAUUGCUUUGAACAGAAAACAAAUUAUACAAGCUCACUCAAAUGGCGUCCAAGUUUCCCUAUUCCCGGAACUUCAAGAUGUUUACCUAAGCUUUGGAGAAUUCGCAACUGUAAAUGACGGGCAGUGGCACCACGUUGCUUUAGUCUGGGACGGUAGCAAUGGCGGUGAACUGACACUUAUUACUGAAGGUUUGAUCGCUAGCAAGAUUGAAGGUUACGGCAGUGGACGAACAUUACCACAAUAUGUUUGGGUAACACUCGGCAAGCCUCAAUCUGACAACCCUAAGGCUUACACUGAAGCUGGGUUCCAAGGACAUCUGACUAAAGUGCAAAUAUGGAACCGUGCUCUUGAUGUCACUAAUGAAAUCCAGAAACAAGUUCGUGACUGCAGAACUGAGCCAGUUUUAUAUAGCGGCCUGGGUCUCACCUGGGCUGGUUAUGACGACUUGCUAGGAGGAGUUGAAAGAAUAGUGCCAUCUCACUGCGGUCAAAGAGUGUGUCCCAACGGUUACGCUGGUUCUAAAUGCCAACAGUUGCAAGUCGACAAGGAACCGCCAAGAAUUGAGCGUUGCCCUGGAGAUCUCUGGGUGAUUGCAAAGAACGGAUCAUCAAUUGUGAGCUGGGAUGUUCCUAUGUUCAGCGACAAUGUUGGAGUCGCCAAGGUGGUGGAGAAAUCUGGUCACCGACCUGGACAGAACUUGGCCUGGGGGGCAUAUGACAUUGCUUACAUUGCGUAUGAUGCUGCAGGCAACGCAGCUACUUGCACUUUCAAGGUUACCGUAUUGGCUGAAUUCUGUCCACCGCUACCUGACCCACUCGGUGGUUACCAGUCUUGCCGCGAUUGGGGUGCCGGUGGUCAAUUCAAGGUGUGCGAGAUUGCUUGCCGCGAUGGCCUAAGGUUCUCUCAACCCGUACCACCGUUCUACACUUGUGGCGCUGAAGGUUUCUGGAGACCAACUGCUGAUCCUACUCUACCAUUGGUUUACCCUGCUUGUUCACCGGCCUCACCAGCUCAGCGCGUAUUCAAGAUAUCAAUGUUGUUCCCAAGCUCUGUACUUUGCAAUGAUGCCGGUCAAGGAGUACUCCGACAGAAGGUCCGCAGCGCUAUCAACCAACUCAACAGAGAUUGGAACUUCUGUUCUUACGCUGUCGACGGAACUCGCGAGUGCAAAGAACUGGACAUCAAUGUGAAGUGCGACCACCGCGCUAACUCUAGACAAACGAGACAAGUAUCCACCCCUCCCGCCGUAGCUGCUGAAGAUACUUAUGUACUGGAUGCUAUCAUCCCCGUCGAAGAGACACGAAGCAGUAGGGAGGGUCGACAGGUUGGCGAUACAUACAACGUUGAAAUCUCUUUCCCGUCUGUCAACGAUCCAGUUAUCCACAAUGGUAACAACGAACGCUCCACUGUACAACGCUUAUUGGAGAAACUAAUUCUUGAAGACGAACAAUUCGACGUGAGGAACAUUCUUCCUAACACCGUCCCCGAUCCAGCUAGCUUGAGUCUGGUUUCCGACUAUGCUUGCCCCACGGGACAAGUUGUCAUGGCUCCUGAUUGUGUGGCUUGUGCAGUUGGUACAUUCCUGGACGCUGCCAGCGAUACUUGCAAGCCUUGCCCACAGGGCACUUACCAAUCUGAAGCAGGACAAGUGCAAUGUACUGCCUGCCCAGCUAUCGCAGGACAACCUGGUGUCACACAAUCGACUGGAGCCCGCAGUGCUGCUGACUGCAAAGAACGGUGUGCUGCUGGUAAAUACUACGACUUUGAAGCUGAUCUCUGCCGUCCUUGCGGCCACGGUUCGUACCAACCACGUGAAGGUGCCUUCUCUUGCAUGGCCUGCCCUAGAGGACAAACUACUCGAGCCACAGAAGCCGUAUCGGCUGCUGAAUGCAGAGACGAUUGUCCUUCAGGUGAACAACUGAGCAGUGACGGAGGCUGCGAGCCUUGCCCUCGAGGAACAUGGCGUGCUAAUGGAUCAGGAGCAGCAUGCGCUCCUUGCCCACCAGGAACCACUACCCCGCAAUCUGGAGCAUCAUCAGCCGAUCAGUGCUCUCUCCCCGUUUGCCGACCUGGCUCAUACCUCAACGUCACAUUGAACACAUGUGUACAGUGCAGAAAGGGAACCUAUCAAUCAGAGGCUCAGCAGACAGUCUGUGUUCCAUGUCCGAUCAACACAAGCACUAGAGGCCCCGGCGCUACUUCGGAAGCAGAAUGCACGAACCCAUGUGAAAUGAGUGGCCCAGAGAUGCACUGUGACGUCAAUGCGUACUGCCUCCUGAUACCCGAGACUAGUGAAUUCAAGUGUCAAUGCAAACCAGGCUUCAACGGCACUGGAAAAGUCUGUAUAGAUGUAUGUCAAGACUUCUGUGACAACGGUGGUGAGUGCGUGAAGGAUGCACGAGGUGAACCUUCGUGUCGCUGCACUGGUUCGUUCACCGGCCGCCAUUGCAGAGAGAAGAGCGAGUUUGCGUACAUCGCCAGCGGAGUCGCGGGAGGAGUCAUCUUUAUUAUAUUCUUAGUACUGCUUGUAUGGAUGAUUUGUGCGAGAUCAACAAAGAAGAAGGAACCAAAGAAGACUUUAACACCAGCUAUCGACCAAAAUGGCUCCCAAGUGAACUUCUACUACGGAGCACACACACCGUACGCGGAGUCCAUAGCCCCAUCACACCACUCCACGUACGCACACUACUAUGACGAUGAAGAAGAUGGCUGGGAGAUGCCAAACUUCUACAACGAGACUUACAUGAAGGAAAGUCUCCAUAAUGGGAUGAACGGCAAAAUGAACAGCUUAGCCCGAUCCAACGCCAGCAUAUACGGGACCAAGGAGGAUCUCUAUGACAGACUAAAGAGGCACGCGUACCCGGGUAAGAAAGAUAAGAGUGACAGCGACAGUGAAGGUCAAUAG
This is a messenger RNA of Spodoptera littoralis (African cotton leafworm), 10722 nucleotides long. The record is from the annotation of a GenBank genome assembly. NCBI's taxonomy places the organism in Eukaryota, Metazoa, Arthropoda, Insecta, Lepidoptera, Noctuidae.